This is a messenger RNA of Dreissena polymorpha, 3864 nucleotides long. Its product is annotated as mitochondrial outer membrane protein SLC25A46-like. The record is from RefSeq and is a predicted model, not a curated record. The transcript has 9 exons. NCBI's taxonomy places the organism in Eukaryota, Metazoa, Mollusca, Bivalvia, Myida, Dreissenidae. Bases 32 to 1186 code for a protein of 384 amino acids. Gene Ontology annotation, biological process: mitochondrial membrane fission; mitochondrial fission. Gene Ontology annotation, cellular component: mitochondrial outer membrane.
UAUCUCCCUUUAAAUGUGAAGGAUACUAAAAAUGAGCGAUCCAUUUUCGAGUUCCAAAUACAUUCCUAGGGCGAGUGGAGGUGACAGCCUGUUAAACAAAGAGGAAUUUCAGUCAAGUAAUCGACAGAAACCCAUGCCUCCUAAAAAUGCGACUCAGUUUCCCGAUGCAGUUGGCAAAGUUAUUGGUCAUGGCAGUGUGUGGCUUUUUGAAACAAUGUCCCACCCGUUCAUUGUGUUGCGGAGAUCAUGUCAGGUCAGCACAGGCAGUACCUAUCACUUAACACCGUUUACACUGCCGACUGUGGUCUACCAGAUGAGCAGAAAUAAGCCACCAGCGUGGGUGUACAAGGGGUUUAUUAGCUCCCUUCUUGCACGUGGCUUCAACAUGGUGGCAGAGAAUGUGCUCAACGAGAUGACCAACUGGCCACUAGCAGUUUCUGCAUACAGUUCCAUUAAAAAACAGUGCUUACACUUGUUGUUGAAAUGGAGUGGGUACCUGGUGUGUGCCCCAUUCUACAUCACAAGCUUUGUGGAGACUGUGCAGAGUUAUGGAGCCAACGACUCGCCAUCACUGUUUGAAUUUUUCACGGAGGGCAUCACUAGGCUAGUUGGCCGCACCUACCACCACACUUGGCUGGUGCCCAUGUGGCAGCUGCUGGUCCCCACGGCAACAUUCAGACUGUGUCACUACACCGUGCAGCAGGUUGUCUCUCAUCUUGUUGUGCGCUUUAUCACUGAGGAGAGGAACAGAGUUUUGAUUGGUACAGAUACUUCAGUGGACGGCAUCCAUCUGUCCCAGCGGGAUCAGGUGUACCCAUGUCUCCUAGCAACCUUUAUGAGCUCCCUUACGGCGGAAGUGGUCAUGAUGCCCUUUGAGACGGUGCUACACAGGCUGUAUGUUCAAGGCACAAGGGUGCUCACAGACAAUAUGGACCAAGGGACAGAGGUUUUAGGGGUGAACUUUAGAUAUAACGGAAUACUAGAUUGUUUCUGGCAGAUCCUCAGGGAUGAGGGAGCCAGUGCUUUCUACAAAGGAUUUGGGGCUGUGGUGUUGCAAUAUUUUUUCCACUUUGUUGGGCUCAGACUUCUGGUCGUUGUUUUAGAAAAUGUUUCUAGUACGGACAAUAAGCAAGGCCAAGUGAGGAAAAGACUUACCCAAGAUACGACAAAGCUAAAACCGUUGUAAUACUGGAGCCUACUAGAUCUGACAUUGAAUGUUAGUUCUUUUUGGGAAUAAAGAGUCAAAGAAUUUUCAUCGACAUGUCCCAUGUUUACAAAUAUGCCAUACUGGUAAAACUGUGUUCAAUGCAUGUGUGUAAAGUGUCAUACCAGAUUAGCCUGUGCAGUUUGCACAGGCUAAUCAGGGACAACACUUUGCUUUUAUGAUAUUUUUCAUUGCAAGGAAGUCUCUUCUUAGUUAAAAUCCAGUUACCGGUAAGAGGGAAAGUGUCCUCCCUGAUUAGCCUGUGUGGACUGCAAAGGUAAAUAUGGGAUGAUACUUAAAGUGCACUCAUUAAGCCCUGUUAUCCUAGAGCCCGGCUAAAAUGAUUAACAUUGGGUAUGAAGUAUUUUCAAGAACAUUCACCAGUAUCAGAAUAUCCUUUUAUUGAUGCAAAUUUUUGUAUAGAUAACAUGUAUGAAUUUGAGACACUGUUUGACUUUAUUGUUAUUCUGUGUUCAUGUAAACUGAUACGUAAAAUAUAGAAUGAGCACCAUUUGUUCCCUUAUGACACUGAUAAUGUUGCUUUAAGCAGAAAUUCAUGGUCAACCUGUUGUUUAAAAAUAUGUGAGUAACUGAUUGCAAAUGGAUUAGAAAAAACUUCUGGUAUGUAUCAAUUGUAAAUCUGAAGUAUUAUAAUAAAACUGAGAUAUUUAAUGUGUAGUGAUGUGGUUUGAACGGUAUGGCAGUGUUAGCUGUUGUACCUGUGCGUGUUCUAUUGUUACAUUAUGCAUAGCUCUGCAAUGUUGAAAUAAAGGUGCAGAAACAACUUUUGUAAUAAAGACCUUAUAAAGGUUCCUCUCCACGCAAAAUUUUAUUUAAAUUCAUCCAUUUUUAGCUCAAUUAUUCAUCAAAUGAAAAUUGUUCUGGUAAAACUGGAUUUAAUGUGGUCCAAGCGGGCUGAUCAGGGACGACAUUUUCGCAUUUUAAGGAAUGUUUUGUUUAAAGAAAGUUUGUUCAAAUGGAAAAUCCAGUCUAGGUGGAAACUGUCGGCCCUGAUUAGCCUGGGCGGACUGCUCAGGCUAAUCUGGGACGACACUGUAGGCGAAUGCAUUAAGCCCAGUUUUCUCUCAUGUCACUUAUUCUAUGCCAUCGAGACAUUGAUUAUUGCUGUAUGCACGUUUUAUCUUUAUUGUCAGCAAUUUUCCAACUGUAACUUUUUGCAUAAUAUUUAACAAAUAAUGUUACAUUUUAAUCUCAUAAAUAUGUAUCAAAAGCUAAAACAAUUUCUUCUUAUGUACCUUUUGUAAAUGUAUUAACUGCUAUAGUUUGGUUAUUAAUAUGAACAUCAUAAAAUGUACAUACGUAAGUUUUGAAGUGAAUUUUCCGCUGAUGUUUUUUGUUUCCAUGCAACAGUCAUACAGCCACAUAAUAUUAUGGUCUGUAUACAAUACAUGCUCUAUUUAACAAUAUCCAAGACAAAGAUGUUAGUAUGAAAUGCUCGUUGGUUGCUUUAUAAAUCCGAUGUUUGGUGCAUGUUGAUGUUUGGUGCAUGUUGUAUGACUACAGAAGAAGUACUUAUAUAAAUAUAUUUUAAGUUAUUUAUUAUAUUAUGUAGUGGAUUCAAAUGGAAUGAUUCCAACUGAAGUAUUUAUUUACCCUGUUAACGUGUUUGGGCCAUGCUCUGUGAAAAGGAGGUUUAAUGCAUAAGUGUAAAUUGUCGUCCCAGGUUAGGCUGUGCCGUCUGCACUGGCUAAUCGGGGAUGACACUGCCUUUAUGAUAUUUUUCAUUUAAAGAAAUUAUUUUUUGGCAAAAAUGCAGUAGGCAUGAAGUGUCGUCUCUGAUUAGCCUGUUCUGUCUGCACAGGCUAAUCUGGGACGACACUUUUCGCACAUGCAUUUACCCCCCUUUUCACAGAGCACGGCUCAUUUAUUGUUUGAUUAUUUCUUGUUAUGUCACCACAGCGUUGGAGGCAUUAAGCAUGACACUUUUCUGUCUGUACAUAAGUACAUCCCAAACCGUUCUGAAAUUUUCAUCAUCUAUUUGGUUCAUCUCUCUAAAACUUUAGCAGUUGAAUGACGUCAAUGAGUAGGUGAUUGUUAAUAAAGGAUUUUGGCUCAAAAAGUUUUGGCAGAAUAUACGAGCCGCGUUCUGAGAAAACUGAGCUUAAUACAUGUGCGUAAAGUGUCGUCACAGAUUAGCCUGUGCAGUCCACACAGGCUGAUCAGGGACACUUUCCGCUGGUAUGACAUUUUUUGUUUGAAUGAAGUCUCUUCUUAGCAAAAAUCCAAUUUAGGCGGAAAGUGUCAUCCCUCAUUAGCCUGUGCGGACUGCACAGGCUUAUCUAGGACGACACUUUACGCACAUGCAUUAUGCCCAGUUUUCUCAGAACGCGUCUCAUGUAGUCCCAAUAUUUUGUAUUCAACUCCUCUUUAAUGACGUUGAGGUGUAGAUGAUCAUAAAUGAUGGGAAUUAUUGGAAGUGUUAUUUCCAUUUGUCUAUUUUGCCAUAAAAGAAUAUAUAGGCCCAAAAUUGUGUGUGAAAUGAACUCCUAUUUAACGGAUGGGCGGUUUGCACUCAAACAUUCACAGUUGAAUGACCUGAAUGUGUAGAUGAUUGUUAGUUAUGUAAAUAAAUUUCCGAUACUCUUUGUAAUUGUGGUUUGUCAUGUAAUGUGAUAAUCAUUAAAUGAAAUGAAAUAUCA